AUGCCCCCGAAACAACGGACACGCAAACGGGCACGGACCGCGAUACCAGCGGCCCCUCCCGCCGACGUGCCUCCGCCCGUCCGACAAGCCAUGAACGCUUUGUUCGCCGAUACCGACUUUUCCAAAGACAAGGAGGAGAACGUGACAUGGAUAAAAACAAAUUUACGGAACAAGUUGGAACUGUGCGCCGUCACCACCAGCGACGUACGGUCCUGUUGGGCUGAGUCGGAUACGGAGACGACCAAAGGUAAUUUGGAGGCUCUGACGGUGGCGGCAUGGAAUCAACAGAGUCGUGCGGAACGCGCCUUUGACCUUUUGGACGAGGCCGGCAAGGGGAUGAUUGUGUUGGAGGAUCUUGAACGAGUAGCGGCCGAAUUUUUGGGAGAUUCCGUCACCCGCGACGAUUUGGAGGAAAUGAUCCGCGAAGUGGAUUCCACCGGUGACGGGUUGUUGAACCGCACGAGUAUUUGCCGACUCGCGCGAGAAAUUAAUUUGUAA
This is a messenger RNA of Phaeodactylum tricornutum CCAP 1055/1, 498 nucleotides long. RefSeq names its product centrin-like protein. The coding region runs from base 1 to 498 and encodes 165 amino acids. NCBI's taxonomy places the organism in Eukaryota, Bacillariophyta, Bacillariophyceae, Surirellales, Neidiaceae. The transcript has 3 exons. Gene Ontology annotation, molecular function: calcium ion binding. The record is from RefSeq and is a predicted model, not a curated record.